AUGCUUAAGGACAGGCACGGAGAUUAUUACAUUGGGAUUGAUGUAGGCACUGGCAGUGCCCGUGCCUGUGUCAUUGACGAUAAGGGCAGCAUUGUUGGUCUCGCAUCGCAAGACAUCAAAACAUGGCAACCGCAUCCGGAGUUCUAUGAACAAUCGACCAUCAACAUCUGGGAUAGUAUCUGUGCCGCUGUCAAACAAGCAGUUCAGCAAUGUGGCGUGCCAUCGUCGAACAUCCGAGGUCUUGCAUUUGAUGCUACUUGCUCCCUGGCUGUUUUCAACAAGGACACCGACAAUCCAGUCUCUGUUAGUGGCUCAGAGAUCAGCAAUAACCGCAACGUUAUUCUAUGGCUGGAUCAUCGCGCGAUGAAUGAGACCAAGAUAAUCAAUGCGACCGGCCACCCUGUCCUGCAGUACGUCGGGGGCGGGAUGUCACUGGAAAUGGAGAUGCCCAAGAUCCUCUGGCUGAAGAAGCAUAUGAAUCCACGCAGGUUUAAUGACUGCAAGUUCUAUGAUCUCGCAGAUGCCCUCACCCACCUUGCGACCGGAAAAGAGACUCGCAGCUAUUGCAGCGUGAUUUGCAAGCAGGGUUACCUUGCAUCUGGCAUCGACUGUGGGGAAGGGGGUUGGCAAUUGGACUUUUUGACUUCGAUCGGCCUCGAAGAGCUUGCUACUGAUGAUUUUUCUCGACUUGGCGGUAUCAACGGCAAGAACGGCCAGUAUCUCAGUGCGGGCGAGUGCGUGGGACCACUAGGUGAAAAGGCUGCUGCCGAACUAGGGCUUUCGCCCGGCAUCGCCGUCGGUAGCGGAGUCAUCGAUGCCUAUGCAGGUUGGAUUGGCACGGUUGGUGCAAAUGUCGACCUCGGACUCGAUAGCUCGACUGACGAGAAAGAGCACGUCUCCCAUCGGUUGGCGGUAGUGGCCGGCACAUCAACCUGUCAUUUGGCCAUGUCGACCGAUGAGUUGUUCGUCCCUGGUGUCUGGGGCCCCUAUCGGGAUGUUCUCUUUCCUGGCGCAUAUCUUGCCGAAGGAGGCCAGUCGGCUACGGGUGAGCUCAUUCGACAUAUUGUUGAGAGCCAUCCAGCGUACUCGGAAGCAAAGACGGAAGCAAAGACAGCUGGCAUCCAUAUUUACGAUUACAUGAACAACUACCUUCGCGAAGAAACCAAGCAAACCCAGGUGGCUCAUGUGGCCCAGCUGGCAAAACACUUCUUUUUCUACGGCGACUUAUGGGGCAACCGAUCUCCAAUUGCAGACUCACAAAUGAGCGGCACAAUCAUCGGACUACGAAGCGAUCAGUCAAUUAAGAACCUCGCUCUGCAUUAUUACGGGGUUUUAGAGUUUAUCGCGCUGCAAACACGCCAGAUUGUGGAGACGAUGAACGAACACGGGCAUCAAAUCUCGACGAUCUUCAUGUCAGGCUCCCAGACGCAAAAUGACCUCCUGGUUCAUUUAAUUGCGUCCGCUUGCAGAAUGCCAGUGGUACUUCCCGAAUAUGUUCAUGCUGCUGUCUGCCACGGUGCUGCUAUGCUGGCAGCUAUGGCAGCCAGUGGGAGCUCAGGGGCAAAGUCGGAAGAUUUGUGGGGGAUAAUGCGUCAAAUGAGCAAACCUGGCCGACGCGUGGACCCUACCAACAAUAGGCAGGAGCAACGGCUUCUUCAAGCCAAGUAUGAAGUGUUUUUGGACAUGUGUUUCAAGCAGCGUGAGUACAGGGAGCUUGUGAAUGAACGACUCAACACUGCGGAAUAG
Messenger RNA from Penicillium lagena, 1746 nucleotides. Its product is annotated as FGGY-family carbohydrate kinase. The transcript has 2 exons. The coding region runs from base 1 to 1746 and encodes 581 amino acids. Gene Ontology annotation, biological process: carbohydrate metabolic process. Lineage: Eukaryota; Fungi; Ascomycota; Eurotiomycetes; Eurotiales; Aspergillaceae. Gene Ontology annotation, molecular function: phosphotransferase activity, alcohol group as acceptor; kinase activity. The record is from RefSeq and is a predicted model, not a curated record.